CCGGUCGGCCUGCUCCUGUUUUUCAUGGAUAAUGCGAGCCGUUUACGACAGACCCGCUGUUAAGUGCAGCUGGUUGUCUUCGACGUCAGUUAACGUUUAUUUCCGUUCAGGAAUAUUCAUGAAAGGAAAAAAAUGCUUCGUAGAGACUUGGUCCUAUCCAUUGCAGUCUUCCUGAUUGCGGUGACUAAUUAUUUCAACACCCUGUUCUACAUAAUACUUGGAUUACUGAUACUAUGUGGAACAGCAUUUGGACCUGGAGCUCUGUAUUAUUCCUAUGUACAGUUAUCACCCACAUAUCCCAAUGGCUGCAAAUACGCUCUUCUUGGUGCUAUAAUCUUUCUAAUCUCAGUAUUAUACUAUUUUGAUCUGCUAGUCUUUAUAUUGUACGGAUUGCUUACGGCAUGUGGCUUGUUACUUGGACCCUUCAUUGUUAUGCACAUGAACGAUGAUUUAUCAGCUAAAAAACCUAUGGUUAAAAAGAAGACCGAAAAUACAGUUAAUAUGAUGAAUUCAUUCCAAACUUUAAUGUUGAGACAACCUUACUUUAACAACGAAGAAAACACAGAUCCAGGACGAUAUCCCCUUGUAUUUUCGCGACUCGUGGACGGAGCUCUGUUGAACCUUUUAGACAUCGUAUUUCGUGACUUUGUCUACUCUUGGCUGAACGACUUGGCAGUCGGCUCUGAUGAGCUGAUUAGUAUUAUCAAGCAAGACUUGUGGGAGGCAAUUAGCGAAAUUUAUAAAAAAAUGAAACCCAUCGACCACACAAACUUGGUGGCUUGUAGUAUGGUCAGCACUGUGACGGUUCACUUUGAAAGGAUCAGAAUAGCACAGGAAGAAGCGAUUAACGGAGUAGAACCGAAAUACCUGUUGUCGCCGCACUUGGCGUCCGAAAGCGAGGAACUGGAGUACUUGAGAAAAGUCAGCGAAGUCGUGAUUAUAUUUUUUAUGCCACGAGGCUAUCAAUUUUCCCCUACAAAGAAUUUUUUAAGGGAAAUUUUCACGUGCACAAUUUUAAAGCCCCUCGUUGACACGAUAACCGAUCCAGACUACAUAAAUCAAAAGAUCCUGUCUUACGUAGAGCAGCAAAAGUUGGUCGAGGCUCUGCACAAAAAGACCUGCGAGUACGCCAACUCCUUCGAGGACUUUAUAUCCUUGAUCAAAGACACGCACGAUCUCGAGGUGCUCAAGCGCAUGAGGUACUACAUCGUAUCGGAGAUCAUGCAAGCCACCACGGCCCAGAACAUCCAACGAGCUCAGGGUCUGGAUCCCGAGAGUACAAGCUUGGGUAAGUCGGAUGCCUCGCAGGGAAAAAAGCUCAAGCGUUACAUCAGUCAGAUGACGUACGCGAAGAACACUUGCGAAGCCCACAUGCAAGCUCUUGGCUGGGACGAUUAUCCCAUGGAAGACGACGACGUGAUAGACGCUGUUACGGUGUCGGAAAGUAGAGUCACACCGUUGCGCGUUAUUUUAGACAGCGUUGUAGGUAGGAAGUAUUUAGGACAAUUUCUCGAACAAGUAUCUAGUCAAGGAUUAGUUGGUUACUGGACAGCCGUCCAAGAACUGAGAGCCGCGGACAAAUCCAACUGGCACCAGUUGGGUGCCGAAAUUUUUUAUACGUACAUAGCGAUACCGACCGCUGAAAUUAAAGUCGACAAGGAGGCGAGGAAGCGAAUGGAGAGCUUUUUAUUGGGCGACAAGGGACCAGAUGUAUUUUACGAAGUUCAGGACACGGUGGUUCAGAUAAUGGAAGACAAAUACUAUCCUUCUUUCAUAGUCAGCAAACAGUAUAAAAAUUUGCAAGAAACCUUGACCGCGGAUGAAACAUUAAAUGCCUCGAUGAAUGACGAGAGAGUACUUAACGGCACGAUUUUGGACAAUAGCACCGCCCUGGUAGGCGAGCACUCGAAUUAUUCGAGAAACAAGUUAGACCAGCUGCAGGAAAAAUUGAGCAACAAAACGCAAGCUCUGAAAGCUCUGCAAUCUUCGUUGAAGCCGGAAAGUAAGGUUUUGAGUAUAUUGGCGAGAGAAGUGGACAGGCUUCAGGGUGAAAAAAGACAAUUGGAAGCGCAUUUGAGCUACACCGAGAUGUGGGCGGAACACUUGGGCCGCUGGAGAGCUGAAGUACAGAGUGCUGAAACACCGGACAACGGCGACUCUCCUCAUUUUGUUUUGGUCGUCGAUAUGAUCGCGGACGAGGCCGACGAAAAGGGUAUUUCAUCAGGUUGGGUGGUUUUAAGGAAACUUUCCGAAUUUCAAGAACUUCACCGAAAGUUGCGCCAAUUGUCGCCUUGCGUAAAGAAUUUAGAAUUACCAUCGCAGCCCCUGAAAUUUUUUGGUAAAACCGACAGAAAUGCCAUGGAAAGGGCGAAAUCGCAAAUUCAAAAGUAUUUGAACUUUGUCUUGGAAGACGAUCGUUUGAAUCAAAGCGAGGCACUGUAUGUUUUUUUGAGUCCAAGUUCAGAGCGGUUGAAACAGAGCAACACUCCGUCGCCGAAGAAAUCACGAUUUUCUUUAACGACCUUUUUUAAAUCUUCGGGUAGCAGCGGAGAUUCUCGUGACAAGGACGAAGAAGAUGACACUUCGUUGUUUGAUGAUAACGAGGGCUCCAGGACUGUCACUGACACUUUCUUUGGGCCGGGAAAAGACUCAAUUGCGGAGCCAUUGUAUGCUUUGCUCGAGGAAAUUUUUGACUUAAGGGGCGUCUUUCGCUGGCUCAGGCGAUCCCUCAUUACUUUUGUCCAAUUGACUUAUGGACGAACUAUCAAUCGCCAAGUGAGAGACACAGUCGCUUGGAUAUUUUCCGAGCCCAUGCUUCAUUAUUAUAUUCAACUGUUGACAAAGUCCUGGUGGCCAAACGGUCAGUUGGUUAAGGAGACGCCAGUUCGGACGGGCGACGAUAAGUUGAAGACACGCGUGGAGGCUCGCCAGCAGUUUUUAAACAAUGUACCUGACUUUCUGACAAAUCUAGUCGGAAACGAAAGCGCUCAAAGAGGGUCGGCCAAAAUAUUUGACGCCCUGCAAAACGUGACAUUAAACAAACAGUUAUUUUACGAUGUCUUUGAGGUUGUGAUGUAUGAGAUGUUUCCAGAGUUAAAAAAAGAAAAAUAUUAAGUAUUUUUACAUACAACAAACACGUUAUUAUCGAUUUUUGGUAAAUUUUCAAAUGACUUGGAAAUAGUACAUUCAACAGCCAACUGCCAAAUUGAUGAGAGAUAAGGUUCGUUCAGAUUUUUUUUUUCUUUUUAAUAGAUAAGUACAAUGGUACUCUGUGAGGUGCUACUACCGUUAGUUACUCAGUAUUAUUUAAACAAUG
Messenger RNA from Copidosoma floridanum, 3316 nucleotides. Its product is annotated as sorting nexin-25. The record is from RefSeq and is a predicted model, not a curated record. Gene Ontology annotation, cellular component: intracellular membrane-bounded organelle. NCBI's taxonomy places the organism in Eukaryota, Metazoa, Arthropoda, Insecta, Hymenoptera, Encyrtidae. Gene Ontology annotation, molecular function: phosphatidylinositol binding.